GUCUUGAACUGCAAGCAGCAGCUGCUGGGACACAGUGAGUCUCACCCAUUGAUGUGUCUCUGCCUCUACUGGGACCAGCAUGACUUGUGGCAAGGAAGGGCUGCGUCUCCACUAGAAAGGAAAUGUGAUUACCAGUAUGCGUAGAAGUGGAAUAAACAGAUCCGACACGCAUCCAGCUGCUGCCGCUAGCUCUAGAGGUAGCUAGCUAGCUAGCUAGCUCCCGUAGCUCACCAGCCUGUGGGGGGCUAACCGAGCUAACCGUGGCUAGCCAGUCGCUAGCUCUCUGGCUAGCUACAGAUAAUCACCUGUACCUGGCUCCCGACCCGUUUUUGUGACACGUAAAAGGGGGACAAAAUGGAGCUGUUCCAAGCCAAAGACGACUACAUUCUGCAGAGCGGGGACCGAGCUCUGUGGUGCAGCCGAAAAGACGGGACCAUGACCGUCAGACCUGCAACAGACCUGUUGUUAGCUUGGAAUCCGGUGUGUUUGGGUUUGGUGGAAGGUGUCAUUGGAAAGAUUCAGCUUCACACAGACCUUCCUCUCGGCCUCGUAUUAAUCCGCCAGAAAGCACUGGUGGGCAUUUUACCAGGCAACCACAAUGUCUACAAGAUCACCAAGAUAGCUGUCAUUCCUCUCUCCGACGAAGAGCCGCAGGAGCUCGAGCUGGAGCUUUGCAAGAAGCAUCACUUUGGAAUCGACAAACCAGAGAAACUGGCCCAGUCUCCCGAUGAGUCAAAGUUCUUGAUGAAAACCUUCAGCCAGAUCAAAUCUAAUGUGGCUGUGCCCAUCAAGAAAAAGUAUUCCCCUGCCUUCCAGGUCAAGGAGAAUAAAGAGAAGGAACGUCUGGAGAGGCGGCUGCUGGAUGAGCUGUACAAGGUGUUCAUGGACUCAGAUUCCUUCUACUACAGCAUGACCUACGACCUGACGAACACUGUGCAGCGUCAGGGAGACUCAGACAAGUCGGGACUACCCCUGUGGAAACAGGUGGACGAUCGUUUCUUCUGGAAUAAACACAUGAUCCAAGACAUUAUUGACCUUCAGGUGCCAGAGGUGGACUUUUGGGUGACACCGAUCAUCCAGGGCUUUGUACAGGUGGAGGAACUGGUGGUGAACUACAACGAGACGUCCGACGAGGAGAGGAGCAGCCCUGAGACUCCACCACAGGAGGUCACCUGCGUCGAUGACAUCCAUCCCCGCUUCACCGUGGCCCUGAUCUCCAGACGUAGCCGCCACCGCGCAGGGAUGAGGUACAAACGCAGAGGAGUGGAUACCGAUGGCCACGUUGCUAACUAUGUGGAGACAGAGCAGUUGAUCCACGUGCACAGCCACACUCUGUCCUUUGUGCAGACUCGUGGCUCCGUGCCUGUCUUCUGGAGCCAGGCAGGGUACCGCUACAAUCCCCGGCCACGCUUAGAGAAAGGUGAGAAGGAGACCAUGUCCUACUUUUCUGAUCACUUUGAAGAACAGCUCAAACUCUACAAAAAGCAGGUCAUCAUUAACUUAGUGGAUCAAAGUGGACGGGAGAAGAUAAUUGGUGACGCGUAUCUGAAGCAAGUCUUGCUUUACAACAACCCGAACCUCACAUAUGUUUCCUUCGACUUUCACGAGCACUGCCGAGGUAUGAAGUUUGAGAACGUGCAAAUACUGACAGAUGCGAUCUCUGAUAUCAUCACUGACAUGAAGUGGGCCUGGGUGGAUCAGGCUGGAGUCAUCUGCCAGCAGGAGGGCUUCUUUAGAGUCAACUGUAUGGACUGUCUGGACAGGACCAAUGUGGUCCAGGCUUCUUUUGCUCGGGCGGUGAUGGAACAACAGCUUAAGAAACUAGGCGUGAUGCCUCCGGAGCAGCCUCUGCCUGUCAAAUGCUACAGGAUUUAUCAGAUCAUGUGGGCCAACAAUGGAGACACCAUCAGCAGACAGUACGCAGGCACAGCAGCUCUCAAGGGAGAUUUCACCAGGACGGGGGAGAGGAAACUGGCUGGUGUGAUGAAGGAUGGUGUGAACUCAGCCAACCGCUACUAUCUGAACCGCUUCAGGGACGCUUACAGACAAGCAGUCAUCGACCUAAUGAUGGGCCUGCCGGUGACGGAGGACCUGUACUCCAUCUUCAGUAAGGAGAAGGAGCAUGAAGAGAAGGAGAAAGAGAGCCAGAGGGGAGCACAGGAGCAGGUCAGCCUCCUGCUGCAGACCUACAUGCAGCUUUUGCUGCCGGAUGAUGAGAAGUUUCAUGGAGGUUGGGCACUCAUCAAUUGUGACAUGAGCCUCGUUGAUGCAACCAACAAAGACGUGGAUGUGCUGCUGCUUCUGUCUGACAAAGCCUAUUACAUUGCUUACUACGAUGAAGAAGCAGAUAAAGUCAACCAAUACCAGCGCCUCAAUUUAGAGGGUUUGGAAAAGAUCGAAAUUGGUCCAGAGCCGACUCUGUUUGGGAAGCCAAAGUUCUGCUGCAUGCGUUUGCAUUACAGGAGUGAAGAGACGAGUGGAUACUUUCACACGCUCAGAGCAGCAACACGAAAUCCGGAGGAUGACGGAAAAGACACAUUACAGUGCAUAGCUGAGAUGCUCCGCAUAACUAAACAGGCCACGGGGCUGGACCUGCUGGUGGUUGAAAAGAAGCUGGAGAGGCGGCAGAGUAAACCUCAUGAGGAUAUAAUGGGCAUUCAGAACAAACCUGCUGACCAGGGCCAGGGCAGCUCUGGACUCGCUCAGGGCAAAAGUUUCCUCCUCAACAAGUUCUCCUCUCUCAAUCAGAAAGUGAAACAGACCAAGACGAACGUAAACAUUGGCCCCUUCAAGCCCCUCGGGAGGCUGGGCACCUUCUCCAAACCUGACGUUAAGGUCAAUUUCCUAAAGCCAACUAUGCACGUCAACCUGUGGAAGUCAGACAGCAGCUUGGAGACUUCAGACAACAACCCCAACACAGGAGUGCUAAAAGAUAUCGGCGACGGGCACUCUGAAAUGUCAGAUGACUCCGACUCUUAUAACUCUGACCCGGAGCACCCGUGUUCCGGUUCGUUAGAGAACGUGGACUAUGUGCUGCCCAGCUGCGGCAUCGUAGCAUCAAAUCCACGACUGGGCAGCCGCUCCCAGUCCAUCGGCAGCGUGGAGCUAAACAUCCCGUCUGUUAUCCGAGUCACCGGCUGCGACGGGAAGCAGGAAAGCUCCCCGCAAGCCAGCGAAGACAAGUCCCCAGGGGCCGCCUCGGUGGCUGAAGAAGCCAUUCUGAUUGACUUUGGUACUCCCAUUGAAGCCUACUGCCACCAGUUCAUCCAGGACGCACAGACCAAACCCGUGGAGGUGUUUGGAGAGCAGCCUCCAGCCGCCGUCCCCCUACUCAACCCUGCCGUGCCUGUGCAGAAUAAGACCCUAGCGGACUCGGACAAGCAGCCAAGCUCGGAGCCGCAGCAGGAGCCCCAGCUCCCCAGGCCGUCCCAGCUAGACGUCGACUCCACUACCUCCGGCUCCAACCUCCUCACCGUCCAGAAGCCCAGCUCCGCGGCCUCGGGAGGCUCCCAGAGGAGCCUGUGUUCACAGUUGGAGGGCAGCCUCGGCCCCUCGCCCGCCGACAGCAACGGCAGCCGAGUGGUGUCCCCCUUUGCCAAGAUCAAGAGCUCCAUGGUGCAGGUGGCCAGCCUCACCCAGGCGGGACUCACCCAGGGCAUCAACUUUGCCGUGGCGAAGGUACAGAAGAGUCCGGAGCCAGACACUGUUGUCAACGAAGCCCAAGAGAACGAGCUGAAGGCAAUGUUUACACAGUGCCAGACCAGGAUCAUUCAGAUCUAGUGCUUUCCUUGUAGCAGGAUUUUGUAGUCGCACGUCGCGUAGAAAACUUCCUGUAUGGUAGCAGUAGCAAAAGCUUGCACAUAGCGUCACUACUCGGCCAAGAAAUGCACUCCUAAAUUCUGCCCUUUAGUUGCCCUUGUUAAUUAAGACUCUUGUACAGAAGUUAGACAUAUAUCCCUCAGCCUAACAUGACAGUGACCAUGUUUACAUGCACAGAGAGAGCACAUCAGAGAGCGCUCAUUGUCUUAUAAUAUCCCUUUUGCCAUGCAACCUAGCACAAUCAUAUUGUAAUUCCCAUGUUUUAUACAGUAGAACAUUUGAUUGAAUAGCGUGUAUGUACAUCUAAAUCCUAAAUCGCUCCAGAAAUACUGCUACCUUUGAAGUAAACUGUUCUGUAAGUGCAGUUUUCUGAUCAAACAUGGAAGGAUUAUUACCCUAAGAGACAAAUAACAAGACAUAAGAAGAUAUUUAAGAUGUUUAUAACUCAUGUACUUGCAGUGAUAUGCUGAGUAUUUUUGUGCAUGUGAACAUGUCACUACCCUUAGUCUUAUUAUACCCACAGUGCUUGCAUGUGAGGUUAACGGUAGCUGAUUUUGACAGGGCAGAUAAGCAUUAGCCGCGUGUUGAAAGACCAAUCUGACUUUAUCACGUACUGUACGUCCACCCUGUAUGUGCAGGUCACUUUAUUGGCGUUUGUGAUAUUAGACCUCGUAAUAGCCUUCGAUUUGUAACAGUUGUUGUAGAAUCCGACCAAAUAUCUUUUUUGUGAUUCCCAAAGGACAAAUCUGUGUAAACUAUUACCCUUUGUAUAGCUGUCAGAAACUAGCCGCCGGACGACAUACUGUACGUAGUUUAUCCUAUGUAAUAUCAAUGUUGUCAAGUGUAAUUUAGCAGAUAUACUGUUAUAGAAAUAAUGACUACACAAGACCUUUAGUAAGAGUAUCCUGGUUGUUGAUAUGUACAGUGAGUAUUGUAUGUUUAUCUGUUCCCUGAGUACAGCCUUCCCUUAAGCUUUUUUGUAUUGAUAGCAGGGUGGCAUCUUAAUAUGUUCAAAGAGGUAUGAGCAUUAUAUUUUGAAAAGGUCGCCCAGGAGUGUCAUCGCUAACCAUGAAAAAACCAGAAAACUACUGGUUGGAAGUUGCUUUUGAUAGAUAAAUAUAAUGAAAUAACUAUUCUGCUAACGGUUGUACUAAUUACCUAAAGAGGGUUUGUUUGAACUUUGAGUCCUCGGCCAGCGUUGUACAUUGACGUUGCAUGUUGACAAAGACAUGAGAGUAGCAUAUAGUAGAUAUAUAUGCAAUUGCACCCAUCCAAUUAUAAGAAACACUGACGCUUUUAUGCACUCCCCCAAACUGAAAGCAUAUUUGCCUUAACAGGGAAUUGAAGUGGGAUUAUGUAUAUCAGGUAUUUAUGGCAAAAUCUACCUUUUUAAGUCCAUUCUUACAUGUUACAUUUGGUGUACUGUAUAAAAGAUCAUGUUCAGGGUUACCGUCUGUCGUCAGGCUGUAUCUUGGGAUAUUUCAUCCACCGGCACAUACUCGUGUUCUCCAUUUAUAUGAGCAGGUUUGGGAGGUGUGUCGGGUGUGUGUUUGUACUGUACAGUAUGUUUGCUGCUUGUAUUUAGUUAUUUUUAUGUGCUACGAAGCCUCAAACAUUGUUAUAUUGUACUUCCGUUAACCUCCAGAAGUGAGGUUUUGCCUCGUUGCUCAACCGUUACACUCUCCAGUUGUCAUCCAGUGCAAAAUGUUUCUCACAUGACCUCGUUACAGAAGAAUUCCUAAUGAACCAAGGCGACCUGAUCACACUGCUUUGUAUGUUUGUGUCUAUUUAUGAUGAAGAAUAAUAAUCCGGUUUGCUUCGAGCUGAAAUAUCCCAAGAUAUGCAGUCACACGUUUCAUAUUAUGUCUUCUAUCUGCCUGUUUUUUUUUGUUUGUUGUUUUUUUGCAUUCAGCUUGCUCACCAGCAGAUUAGAAGUGGGAUACAUGUAUAUUUUAUCGGACUAUAAUUGUGUUAAGUGAGAUUGUAGCCCUGGCUGCUACAUUAUAUAGAUAUUGAACCUGCUGAUAGUGUGUGGUGCUGCCAAAAGCUUUAAGGUAAUAGCUGUAACGCAAAGUUUUAAUGCAGAGGUUGUUUUUUUUAAAACUUCCUGCAGGAUUUCGAACACUGGAGCAGUUCCCAAGCAGAGCAGAAAUCGUAUUCUGUCCCAAACUUGCUGUGUGAAGCUAAAAAAAAAGGAACAUUAGUCCUCAACAUUCCCGAUAGAGACCACAGUGCUAGAGUGUUGGUGUCUGGUUUUUAUAUGCAAAAGCUGGCAGUUAUAUUUGCUCCUAUGUUUGCUGGGUGAGAUUUUUUUUUUUUCUCUUUUUUUCCUUUUUUGUUUUUACACCAAGUGCUUUUGCAACCACCUCUUCAUUUGUUGUCAGAGGUCGUCCUCCCCUCCCAUUAGGACCCCGGACCAUGACAAAUUAUCAUGUGACUUUAGAGGUCUUAAAGCAUUUGAUUUGCACUGUCGAAGCACAUUUUCUAGCAUUAGCACUAUUUCAUCUGAAUGUCUGUGGUCAUCUUUCCUCUCUACCAACUGACUGUUGUCAUUGUUUUCCACGGUGUACUGAGAUUGUAUUGUAUAUUAAAGUAUCCUAUUUAUUCUUAA
This is a messenger RNA of Centropristis striata (black sea bass), 6430 nucleotides long. It is a transcript of the gene inpp5f, whose product is annotated as inositol polyphosphate-5-phosphatase F. Gene Ontology annotation, cellular component: clathrin-coated endocytic vesicle; early endosome. Gene Ontology annotation, biological process: regulation of endocytic recycling; phosphatidylinositol dephosphorylation. Gene Ontology annotation, molecular function: phosphatidylinositol-4-phosphate phosphatase activity. NCBI's taxonomy places the organism in Eukaryota, Metazoa, Chordata, Actinopteri, Perciformes, Serranidae. The transcript has 20 exons. The coding region runs from base 355 to 3780 and encodes 1141 amino acids. The record is from RefSeq and is a predicted model, not a curated record.